UCUCCUAUCGGUAGUAUACUUGCAGUUGCAACUUACAAAGCUGAGCAGCCGACGGCUUGACGCGUUAACGAAAAUGUUUAGAUUUGCUAUUAAAGUCGGUCUUGCUGGGAGUUUCAUUUACUACACUAAACAAGAAGGUAUUUGGGAAGAGGAUACUGAAAAAGUUUAUGAACGAUAUGCUGCAGCUUUAAAACCGCAUGUGGAAUCAGUAAAGCAACAAAUCCCUCUGGAUCUACCGGCUCUUCCUUCCAGCGGAGAGCUAUGUUUUGUUACGAAACACUAUUACAAUGAGGGUGUAAAAAAUACGAUCAGGUUCAUUCAUCGACUUCCUUGUUAUGCAGGACAGUGGGCCAAAAAGGGUUCUGACGCGAUAAAACAGGCAUUGGAUGCACCAUCUCAGAAUCAAACGGUAGAACCAGUUCUACCAGCCCCCGUCAAAAAAUAGUUUUAAAAAAAUCGGUGAUGAUUCUAUAACUGUUAGUUACAGUAAAUAAAAAUGAUAUUGUAACUAACAUGGUAGUGUUUUUGUAUAAUUUGCAU
This is a messenger RNA of Anopheles nili, 540 nucleotides long. Its product is annotated as MICOS complex subunit MIC13 homolog QIL1-like. Gene Ontology annotation, cellular component: MICOS complex; mitochondrial crista junction. Gene Ontology annotation, biological process: cristae formation. The transcript is spliced from 3 exons. The record is from RefSeq and is a predicted model, not a curated record. Bases 74 to 445 code for a protein of 123 amino acids. NCBI's taxonomy places the organism in Eukaryota, Metazoa, Arthropoda, Insecta, Diptera, Culicidae.